AUGACCGCCGCCGCCAAUCUCACUCAUCCUGUGAAGACAAACCUGGCAGAGCAUGCCGAGACGGUCCCAGACGACCCUACAACCCUGGAGAAACUGCAUUACGUCCCGACAGCAGGCACUGAAAACUUUCAGCCAGAGACCGAUGUGAAAUAUGUUGUGACCUUCAAGACCUGGGUCGUUAUCUUUAUGCUCACUGUGACCGGUUCUGUGUCUUACUGGUCCGUCCCAUGUCUUGCCGGAAUCCAGAAUCAGAUCGCAGCCGAACUGGGCGAUGCUUCUCAGGGUACAUGGAUCACUGCCGUGUAUAACCUUGGUGCUGUCGUCGCUUUCUUGGUCUGCGGUCCCAAUUCUGAUCUCUUUGGCCGGCGCUGGUUCAUCAUCUUUGGUAACGUCCUCGUCGUAGUCGGGGGUAUUGUGGGUGCCUCAGCCAAGUCCAACUCUGCCCUCAUUGCAGCUAUGGCUAUCAUCGGCUUCGGUGGCGGUAACUGCCAGUUGACGGCAUUUGCGCUCCCGGAGCUCCUUCCUAAUAAGUGGCGGCCUGCAGCAGUCGUUCUUGUCGACAGUAUCAACUACGUGGACGUUAUCAUUGGACCCGUGGCUGGCCGCUAUGCCAUCGCUCAUGGCGCUUGGCGUUGGCUUCUGUACGGAAUGUCCAUUGUCAUGGGCUGCUCAUGCAUCGGUAUUGCAGCGUUAUACUUCCCGCCCAAGCAUCCUCGGGGCGUUCCGUGGCGGCAAGGUAUGCGAGAACUGGAUUACGUGGGAGCGAUAGCUUUCACUGCAGCGGCGAAUCUCAUCCUGGCUGGCAUCGUCUAUGCCUCCUAUACCUCUGCCUCCAGCCCUAUGGUUGUCGCUUGCUUAGCGGUCGGCUUCGCUAUGCUUAUCUUCUUCGCUUGCUGGGAGACAUUUGCACCGCUGAAUCAGCCGCUAACUCCAUCCCGCAUCUUCCGUCGGAAUUAUGGACGCACUUUUACUGCCCCUUUCAUCGCAAGCAUGAUGGUGUCGAUGUUCUACCUUGGUACCCUCACUAUCUGGGACACCAUGGUUGAUGUCUUUUUUACCACGUCUACUUCGGGGAACAAGGAUUUGAAGUUAUCCCUAGUUCAAGGCUUUGGCGUGUUGGUCGGCGCAUUGGGCCUGGCUGGUCCCGGACAUUGGAUCAAAUAUUGGAAGUGGCAGAUGUUUGGUUCCGUCAUGGUCGCCACUGUUUUUGGUAGCCUUUUAGCCCUCGGGAACCCCUCUCAACAAGGCAUUUGUAUCGCAUUUACCUUUCUUUCUGCAGUGGGAUACGGUUGGGGUCAAUACCUCUCCAUCGCUUAUAUCCAGUUUGGAGCCGACCAGGUCGAUUUGGGAAUCGUUGGUGGUCUCGGGCAAGUCUUAUAUUGGCUUCUCUAUCCUUUCCAUGCUGACUGCUUUGUUAGGGGUGUUGCUCGGUUCGCAGGCGGUGCCAUCUCGCAGACCGUCUACAUCACUAUCCUAUCUAACGUAGUCAGUUCUAAUGUCAUCACCAAAGUUACUCGUGCCGCCAUCGCUGCAGGUGCUUCGGUGCAGACCGCCCAACAGGUCCUUGCUGCUCUGCCCCUCGGGUCAGCAGCUAUCAUGAAGGUUCCCGGUAUCACUACGGGCAUCGCUCAAGCAGCCGACGCGGCUUACGUGGAUUCAUAUGUUGUGGGUCUCAAGACUGUCGCGUUGGUUUCCAUUGCAUUUGGUGUCGUGGGCAUGAUUGCCUGUCUCUGCCUGGAGGACAUUGAACCUAAGAUGACCAAGAGAAUUGAGGUCUUCCUGGAGAAUGAUGUCAACGCCGAGAAGAACAAAUUCCAUUGA
Messenger RNA from Penicillium pulvis, 1821 nucleotides. RefSeq names its product trichothecene efflux pump protein. Bases 1 to 1821 code for a protein of 606 amino acids. Lineage: Eukaryota; Fungi; Ascomycota; Eurotiomycetes; Eurotiales; Aspergillaceae. Gene Ontology annotation, biological process: transmembrane transport. Gene Ontology annotation, molecular function: transmembrane transporter activity. The record is from RefSeq and is a predicted model, not a curated record. The transcript is spliced from 2 exons.